AUGGCCUUCUCCUCAUCCUCCUCAGAAGAUAACUUUGGCGCGGCCCGAACAUCUUUGCGAGACACAAAGUUUACUGGCAUCAACAGCCCCUCAGAAGCCUCGACUCGAGGGAAGGCUCCCGAAGGCCCUCAGUUCGACAUAAUUUCUUGGUAUCCAAAACAUCAAAGCUGUCUACGGUACUUCUUGGAUCAUGCCCAAUAUGAACCCCUUGUUCAAGCAUUUGCCGCAUUCAUUAAUAUAUUGCUGCCCUUUCAGAGGCAGCCACAUCCCGUCCUCGGCUCAGGCUCUUCUCGGAGUGGCAAGUCGAGGCAUGAUAAAGACCCAUCGAGGCCUUCAUCAUCAGAGAGAUCAUUAGCUGCCGCCUCCGCGGUGUCAUUAAUCCCUUACCUGCGCCGAUUAGUCGUGACUGGCAUGGAUGUUCCCCAGGUCUUACAUGGCUUUUUCGGUGAUGACUGGCGGGCGGGAAUCGGACCACAGCAAGAACAGGAACGACGAAAUUAUCUUUUCGCCGCCAAGAGCGGUGGGUGGGCAUCAGUGAAAAAGGACUACGACAUGCUUCCUUUGGAAACUGUGCCCUUCAUGCGACCCUUGAAUGACCCCUCGGAAGUUGAGAUCGAGGCGGCUGAACGCACUUGGUCUGAAUGGCUUGCAUUAGAGGACUGGAUGGUCGGGUCUCGAGCACCGGCGGCAGACUGA
Messenger RNA from Exophiala bonariae, 696 nucleotides. RefSeq lists its product as uncharacterized. The transcript has a single exon. NCBI's taxonomy places the organism in Eukaryota, Fungi, Ascomycota, Eurotiomycetes, Chaetothyriales, Herpotrichiellaceae. Bases 1 to 696 code for a protein of 231 amino acids. The record is from RefSeq and is a predicted model, not a curated record.